AUGGAAUUAGAGGACAUUUAUCAAAAUAUUGAAUGCAGGGAUGAGGAUGAGGAUGAUUAUGUUAAUGAGGACGCACUUGGACCUGGCAAACUGAGUCACAGACCGACUGAACCAAAAGCUCCAAAUCACAGAGGAAGUAGAUGUUUUGUGGUGAGCACAGUGUGGCUUGUGCUCAUAUGUGUUCUUCUGCUGAUCGCCAUUAUAGUGCAACAAAUGAAGAUCACGGCAGAGAGAGAAAUAAAGCUAUACUAUAAAAACAUGGCUGAAGAAUUUAAUGAAAAAAUAAAUAGGUUGCAAGUCAAUUACAGCGAUAUAACAAUUGAAAAAGACCAAUUGCAGAGCAGCUUCAACUCUUUGAAUCAGAAGAAAUUGGAAAGCAAGGUCAACUCUUCGUGUGACGAACAUCAGAAAAAACAAGUUUGGUUCUUCAUAUCCAGUGAGGAGAAGAGCUGGUCUGAGAGCAGACAGUUCUGCAGGGAUCGUGGUGGAGAUCUGAUCAUCAUCAACACUGAAGAGAAACAGAGGUACGUCAGUUCAUUGGUCAACGGGAGAGUGUGGAUUGGUUUGUCUGACAUCGAGAAUGAGGGCGACAUGAAAUGGGUGGAUAAUUCACCACUGAAGAAAGGGUUUUGGAACACAAAUGAGCCAAAUGAUGAUGAAGGGAAAGAGGACUGUGUUGAAGUGAAUUCUGCAAACCCCUUUCAGAACAGCUGGAAUGAUCUCCCAUGCUCAUUGAAGAGAAAAUGGAUUUGUGAGAAUUAGGUUAGAUCCCCUGAGGCAACUACGUGUUUAUAUUUGUGUUUUUUUGUUUAAGUUUUCAUUAAAUAAUACUUUGAUAGUUCAUCCGGUUCCUCCCUCACUCUCAUCAUUUACUCACCCUCAUGCCAUGACAGAUGUGUUUGACUUUCUUUCUUACGCUGAACACAAAUUAAGAUAUUAAGAAGAAUAUUUCAGUUCUGUUGGUCCUCACAAUGCAAGUAAAGUUCUUAUUUACAUGAAAUCAUCACCUUUAGCAAGUCCCGACCAGUAGGUGGUGAACUGGCGAUACGCACCAAGAAUGCAAUUGCACCCAAAAUGAGGAUGAGUAAAUGAUUUUUUUGGGAGAAUUUAAAUGAGAGAAUUUUUUUGGGGGGUAAACUAUCCCUUUAAUCCUCUGGUAGUAACCUGAACAACGCACAGCUCUUCAUGAACUGGGAAAACUUUGCUUUGAUAAUCGCCUCACUCAGACACUAUAACCAUUAAACUCGAAUGUGUCACAUGGCGAAGUGGUGUGUUAUGCCAAAGAAACGAUAUAAAUUGUUGAUGUUUACUGCCAUUUUUUUAAUGGCCGAUGCCAAUACCAAU
Molecule: messenger RNA, 1344 nt
Organism: Xyrauchen texanus (razorback sucker)
Lineage: Eukaryota; Metazoa; Chordata; Actinopteri; Cypriniformes; Catostomidae
Product: CD209 antigen-like protein E
Exons: 5
Coding region: 1-762 (253 amino acids)
Biological process (GO): biological process involved in interspecies interaction between organisms
Cellular component (GO): external side of plasma membrane
Molecular function (GO): fucose binding; D-mannose binding
Source: RefSeq, a predicted model, not a curated record